AUGUCGAUUGAGAUUCAAAAGCGGAUCAAGGACAAUGCCACCAGCGUCUCGGACUUCUUUUCGGACCUCUACAAGUGGACGGAGGAUCAGGAGAAGGAGGAGCGCCGCAGACAGAUCCGGAAGACUGCGCAGCAGGCCGGAGUCAAUGAAGCCCAAAAGCUCCUGGUGGCAAAGCCCGCAGAGAGCACACCGGCUGUAAAGGUGGAUGACGAGGUGCAAGAUGACAGGUCGGAUGCCAUCCGCAGGGACAGGAACCCCAUGGCGCAGUACUACAAUGACUGGGAUCAGUACGACCCAGAUGCCGAAGUCGACAAGAUCGAAGAUGAGGCCUUUCAGCAGCAGCGUGCCGAACGAGAAGCCCGCCAGGCUGAGAAGGAUCGGAUCUUGGAUGAGAUGGCCCUCAAGCCCAACGGCGACCGGACCCGCACCACCACCGCGCGGCCGCGGGUGAAGAUCUCCGUGCGGCGGAGCGGGCGGAGGGUGGCGCCGGUGGACCUGGCCGCCCCGCGGAAGGACGAGGCGAAUCGCCUCUUUGGUGCCGGCCGCUAUCGCGAGGCCAUCGCUGCCUACACCGCCGCGCUGGACUGUCUCGAGAAGUACGAACCUCCCGAGGCGCCAGGGCGUGCCGUGCGUUCCACGGCAGAUGGAGGGCGUGACCAGGAGGACAGCUGUGGCCAAGAACAGGAGGCCAUCGCUCUGAAGGUGGCUCUCCUGGCCAACCGUGCGCUCGCAUGCUUCAAGCUGGAGGGUGCCAGAUGUGUGGCCGCAUGCGCUUUGGAGCCUGGGUGCUGGUGCCGUUGCAGGGCGCCCUGCCGUGCUGUUUGGAGCUUGGGUGCUGGUGCCGCUGCAGGGCGCUGCUGCCAAUUGUCUGCUGACUGGCGCGAAUGCGUGGUGGAUGCCUCUGAGGCGCUUCGCUUUGAGCCACUCCAUCACAAGGCCACGCUGCGCCGCGGCUUCGCGCUGGCGCGCAUGAAGCGCUGGGGGCCUGCGGCAAAAGAUCUGGAUCGCGCUGUGAGCGUGGAUCCCGCAGACAAGAAGGCUCGGUAUGUGCCUGGUGUUUUAGCUUAG
Durusdinium trenchii is the source of this 1068-nucleotide messenger RNA. Lineage: Eukaryota; Dinophyceae; Suessiales; Symbiodiniaceae. The record is from the annotation of a GenBank genome assembly.